Messenger RNA from Sitodiplosis mosellana (orange wheat blossom midge), 6331 nucleotides. RefSeq names its product cell death protein hid (gene hid). The record is from RefSeq and is a predicted model, not a curated record. The transcript is spliced from 4 exons. The coding region runs from base 1249 to 1881 and encodes 210 amino acids. NCBI's taxonomy places the organism in Eukaryota, Metazoa, Arthropoda, Insecta, Diptera, Cecidomyiidae.
GUAAUCAGUUGAAAACGAACAACGAAGCGAGUGAGACGUGUUUUUGGUUAGUUCUUGUAAACAAUCAGUUUUUAUAAAGCAAAUCAACAUAAUUCUUCACACCAAACAAAAUUCAAUAUCGUCCCAGUUCUUGAACAUAGCAAUUUUAAUUCUACUUUGAGUUCUUUUGCGUUUUUUGAACGAAAAUUUUAUUUUUUCAAACAACGAAAAAACCAUCGCAGAGCAGAACAACAACAACAAAAAAGAAUAAACCAGCAAAGCCACCAUAAAAAAAAUAAAAAUUUGAUUUUCGUGAAAAAUUUGAAAAUUCAUAUUUUUUCUGUUAUUUUGGUGCGCAAAGUGUUUUGAGAGUGAGAGAAAUUCAACAAAGACUUGAACGGAAAAAAAAAUACGGCGAGACUAAAAACAAGAUUUGAACAGAAAGCGAUAAAAAAAAUAUCCGAAGUGACAAUCAACUUAUAUUUUUCGUUUCCACAAACUUUUCUGUUGGGAUUGAUAAAUGCACGUCUAGAGCGCUAUUUGUUGUAGAAUCGCAUUUUUUUAUACGAACUCGAAAACGAACAAUAUUACUGAAAACUGCAUUUAUUUUUUUACACACACACACACACACACAAAAAGACAGAAAUUUUUUAAAACUUCGAACACUUCAAAGAAAAAUCAUCUCAAAAUAAACCAAAUAGUGAUUCAUAAAUAAAAACAACCAAAUAUUUCAAAGACAGAACAGAAGCAGCGUGCCUGACGAAAAAUUGCAAAGUGAUUUUACUGUAAAUGAAACUCAGUUGCAUUCAACGCAUUUAUUUUUUGUGAAUUUACCGAUUUUUUUUUACAUUGUGAAUGUGUGCAACACUUUUGUUCAAUCACAGACACCAUCGAACUGAAUUGAUUCAAUCGACUAAAUAAAACUCAAUGGCCAGAAAAAUUGAGCGAAAGAAAAAAAUUCGUAAAAAAUUCAUCGGGUAGAGAGCGAACAUUUGUUGAACAAGAAAAUUACCAUCAGAGAGUGAGCGAUAGAACAGCAUUUUCCAGUGAAAAUUAUUCUUGUGUGAAAUUUUACGUCGGCGACGAUAAAAUUGAGACAAUCGCGAGCGAUAAAAAGAACAAACAAGAACAUUGUAACUGUUAAAUUUGACCGAACGAAAAAAAUCUAACACGAUUUUUUUCUUAAGUGCUCGCGUUUAGUGCGUGCGCAAAUCUUCGAGAAAAAAAGAACAUUUUGUAUAAAAAAAAACACAAACACACCGAACAAAAAUGGCAGUGGGAUUCUUUGUGGACGAUGGUGAUGAGCACCUCAACAGCUCAUAUCACACAACAGUGGCACAUUCAGCCACACAAACACCACUACAGAGCCCCGUCAGUCAUGAAUAUCUGGUGCAAGCAUUCUGCGAGGCCCUCCAUCGAUCCGGCAUUGCUGGAUCACCAGGUAUUCUCACAUCUCCGCCACCCAGCCCAUCAUGCUCACAUCCAAAUGGAAACGGCGACGUCUUCUUUCCACGCGGUAGCAGCAGCAGCAGCGGUAGCGGCUCAAGUAGUUCAUCAGUGCAACCAUCAACACCGUCAAGCAUUCGUAUGCACGAUGACUACCGAUCCGCACAAUGGUCACCCCGAAGUGUCAGCGUGCCAAGACGAAGAUAUCGCUUGACAUCCGCCAGCGAUGAAGACGACUAUGACGAUGAGCAACCAUCGUACGAUGAUUACGAGGAGCGAUAUAUAGCUCCACGUGAGCACCUGCCAGAGUUUUCCGGUCGCAUUCCACCUCGUAAAAAGCGAGAUACGAUCAAUGCACAACAGCCACGUAAAGCCAGAGAUCCAAAGAUGUGGCCAGCAGUCGCUGUAACUGCCGUCGUAUUGGCUGUUGGAUGUGGCUUCUUGGUGUCACGGUAAACAAGCAAUCACGUACCGUUUCCCGGGAAAGAACAAGCGAAUGAUGAUAGUUUAAAUGGUCUACACACCGUGCUGCUUACGACCAAUUCCAGGUAAAAAUUGGCCAAUAUUGAAACAAAAAAAACACACAAACAAACCUCACAACAACAACAACAAUCAACAUCAAAACGAAUAUAAACAAAAAAACGGAGAACAUAACAACAACAGUUUAUGAAACAUCAGUCACCAUCAUCCGGACAGAAAACAACGUACCACAAUGAAACGUAUCAAACACCAAUUCAUCGGCUCUUCAUUACCAACCAAAAAACAAUUCUCCGCAACAUUUUAUAACCGAAACAAAACGAAAACAACAGGAAUUCCAUAGAAAUGCGAUCAUUUCGCAUGAAACCGUUAACAUAUUUCCUUGGAGCUCAUCACACAACCGCACAGCAACAAAAAAACUGUAACAAUUGUAAAAUGCAUCCUUUUUUUCUACUGUUUGAAUAUAUAUUAUGUAAUAUCCCAUUUAUGAAAAAGCAUUUCAAAUAUUAAUAUUUAGCGAAAAAAUAGUGAUUAAGAGACGAUUUUUUUUAGCAUAUUGCAAGAGGAGCCAUUAGCAAAAAAGAAUCAAGCAAAAAAGCAAUGAACAAAACAAUAGAAAAAGAGAAAAGAAAAAAAAAAUACAAAGUCAAGAAGGAAGCUAGUCCAAGGAAGACGAAGUAAAGGGCACACGAUGCCAUGCGAUGUGUGCCAGAAUGAAUUGGUUGUGUGGCAAAACAGGCGAUAAUCUUUUCAUGCCUUCUCUUUUAUUACGAAAUCAAUUCCCGGAAUUGAUGAUGUUUUGGUUUUGGUUGCAAAAACAAAGUCAUUUUUAAAGUGAAUCAUCAACUACUAUACACAAAUUGAAACUUUUUUGCUUGCCGAAAAUUGAGACUUUGCGUUUUUACUGGCGAAAAAUAAGCCACCACCAUCGAAAAAACACUUGCGACGGCUCAAUUUGAACAGGCAACAUCUUUUUAACAAACAAAAUCAAAACAAUUUCUGAAGGGAAAAAAGAAAGGCUUUGCUUUCAUACUAAACCACAACUAAUUGAUUCAUCCACCGCUUGUUCCGUGUGCUUUUCCAUACUUUUUUCUGACAUUCUUUACACUAGUUAAAUUGAUAUUUUUUUUGCUACCCAACAAAAUGAACAGAAAAAAACAUAUUGAACGAAAAAUUCAAGCGUUUUUUUGGUGCCAGCAAAAAAAAAGAAACGUUUUUGGUUCUCAACAUUUGAUUUCAAUUCAAUUCAAUUUUCGAUCCAUUCAAAAUUGAAUUGAAUCCAGAACAAAACCGAAUUGGUCCAAAAUACUCCGAUAAAAUGGAAUUGGUUUGAUAAGUGGAAAGUGGUGUUCGAUUGAAAUGAAGAAAAAUAAAACAGAAGAGGCUGUUUUUUGUGUCGCUAGAUUUAGAAGAAGAAGAAAAAAUCAUUCGUUGAAAACCAAAAAAAAAAAUAUGAGAAAACAAAUCCGAAUUCAAUACAACGAGUCCGAGAUAGACAUGACUUAAGACAUAACACUAUCUUUUUUUAGUUGUUUAAUCGUUUUCCUUUCAAUUUUUUUUUUUUAUUUCUCGCGUCAUAUUUGUACAUAAAUAUAAUUCAAAUGAUAAUACCGAACUGGCGUGACCAAAAAUCGAAAUCAAAAAGCAUGCACGUCAAGAAGACGCGCGUUUGUUUUGGUCGCGCCCAAAAAAAGACAAAAGAACCAACAAAACAAAAUGGAAAUGCACCGAGAAGCGGACAUUAAAUCAAAAUGAUAUUGUUUUAAAUGACGAAAAUCCCAAAGCGAUUGUGAUUUUACGAAGGAAAAGAACCCAAAAAAGAACGCGAGCGAAUAGCUUUUGUUUUGGACUCGAUGCAACUGCUUCCGCCGCCGCUGCCGCAGUUGCUCGAGCGACAUUCUUUUGUCACAUUUUGCAAUUAUUUAUCACAUUUCUUUCGUUGCUUUUUUGUUCAAAUUUUUUUUGUCGCCGCCUCCGAAAACCGACCGAAUGCCACACACAGUUUCACAGUUUCAAUAAGUUUUCAUUUUCAUUUUCUUCUUUCAUUUCGGUUUUUUGCCCAGCGUGUUCUUUCAGAAAAACUUUCUUCAAAACGGUUGUUUUCGGUUAAUUCUAACUCUUCUCUCUCUCUAUUUUUUUGUGUAUCAUUAUCCGAACAGCUCAUUAAAGCAUAUUGUGAUUGUGAAGACAAGGUGAAUGUUUUUUUUUUCAUUUCCACGCGCGACGAAAGAAGAUAAAUAAGAAUAAAUUUUAAAAAAAAAACGUUAAUUUAAAGAGAAAAAAAAAAUAUGAAGAAAAUCCAAAAAAUUUGAGGAAAAAAAAGAAGAAGAUAUAAGAAAAACGAAGGCAUUUGUAAAAUGUUUGUGAUUUUUUCUUGUGGCGGAAAUUUGUUAGUUUUUCUUCGCAAAACAAAUGGUGUUAUCAUUUUAUUUCUGUUUAAAACAAUUGAAAAAUAUGAAGGGCUUUUUUGUGUGGUUGUUCACCAUAGAGAAUCGCACCUUUUUGCACUCUAUUGUGUGGCAUGACCCAAGCCUUUGCAACAAAAAAAAAUUAACAAUUUUAAGAGAAAAUAUGGAAAAAAGACGAAAAAAAAACAAAUCAUUGUAUAAUGGCUUCAGAGAGACACAUUCUCCGAAAUUGAUCUAAUUGUAUCCUAUAUCCUGUAAAUGAUACUCUCUUUUUCUCCGCUUCGGAACUGUUUUUUUUUUAUAAACUGGACUUAUUUUGCCGUUUCCCUUCGAUCUCUAAAACAAAGAAAAAAAGAAUGGUUUCGAUUUAGACGAUGAUGUGAUUGAAAAUUUCAUUGAGAUUUCUUUACGAAAUGUUGUUAGCAACACGUUUCUCGCAGCUCAAGCUGUGAGAAGACAUACACACACGGUUUCGAUACACAUUUAAUUAAAAGUAAGACCAAAACACACAGCAAAUAGACAGCAUCUAAACAAAGAAGCAUUUUGUGCUAAAAAAUGAAAACAACAAUAAAUUUAUAACGAAAACAGAAUUUGAUCUCAAUAUAUUCUAUUCAGUUUUGUGGUGGAGAUGCAGUAUAAAAAAAAAUACACACACACAUAUUAAAUAUAUAUCCAAAACAUAUUCUAUUCUAUAUAUUGCCACAAGAAUAAACUAUAUUAAAGAGAAAAUAAACCUAUUCAUAUUGAGAAAAUGGGAUUAAGAAUUGAACGCAAACAAAAAUAUGAAGAAGAAAUUGAGAUUUACGAUUUAAUCAUAUAAUAAUAUUACACAUAAACACUACGAAAACUCAUACACCUUUUUUUUUUCUUUGUAUACUUAUACGAAACUAACCAGAAAUCUUUAUAUUCCUUUUUUUUGCAACCAAUAAAUCUUUACUUUUCUUACUUUCAAACACAUUUAUUUUACACACACAACUAAUCAUUGAAAUAUUCCAGUUGAAAUCUUUGCCUACUUUACACAUUCUAUAGAAAGUUAAUCAAACGGAAACAUUUCAUCGAAAGAUGUUUUUGAUUCGGAGAUGGAUUUUGAUCCGAAAUUUUCAAUUCGAGGUUUUCGAUCCGAGGUUUUUGAUUCUUUUUGGAGGAGUUUUUGAUUGAAAAUUCGACGCGAUUCCAUUGGAUUAGACAGGGUAUAGAAUCGGAUCGGAUCGCAGUGCAGUUGACUCAAAUCGACUUGACUCGACUCGACUCGGUUCGACCAAAAUCGUCUAAACUCGUUUAGAUUCAAUUCAUUCGAAUCUCCACCGAAUUCAAAUCGGUUCCAUCCGGGGACGUCAAAUUUUUCAUCCAUAAAAAAUCUUCAAAGUUCAAAGUCCAUCAAACGAAGACUAAACAAACAAUACAAGACAACUUUGAAUCGAAAUUUUCACCUUUUUCUACUCAAAAACUCCAGCAGUUGAAGGUCAGCUGCUUUAAAUCGAAAACCUCAAUAGCUCCAAAAUAAAGGAUGCAAUGUUCCGUCUAUAACUCGUAUCGAUUUGGUUUCAUUUUACUUAUCCUAAAUGCGAAAAAGACAUAAUUCACUCGAAAAUAGUAUAUUAAGCCCUCUCCUCCCGUUGAAAAAAAAAAAAACGCCGAUGAACGAAGAAUGAAUAAUAUUUAAGCGAUUAAGAGACGAUGUUGAGGGUUUCAAAUUGAAUUUCAAACGAUUCCAGUUUUUCACACAUAUUUGCAAAAGCUAACCAAAUCGAAUUGCUUCUUGUUUGUAAAAAAGAAUGAAAAUCUCAAUUGAGAACAUACACACCUAAUGAGUGUUAACGAAGACAAAAUAAAAAACGAAAAAAAAUAUCAAAUUGGUGCUGAAAUUUAAUUGAAAAUCGAACAUCGAAAACGAAAAAAAGAAAAUUGAAUGGAAACGAAAAGAAAUAAAAAAGCGGAAACGAUAUAUUGUAAAUAAGAGAAAGGAUUCACUAACUCGCAAAAAUCGCAAUAAAAUUUAUUCACGUCUAUAUUCAAAAAAA